This is a messenger RNA of Sphaerodactylus townsendi, 1893 nucleotides long. It is a transcript of the gene CWF19L1, whose product is annotated as CWF19 like cell cycle control factor 1. Gene Ontology annotation, molecular function: RNA lariat debranching enzyme activator activity. Gene Ontology annotation, biological process: mRNA splicing, via spliceosome. Gene Ontology annotation, cellular component: post-mRNA release spliceosomal complex. The record is from RefSeq and is a predicted model, not a curated record. Lineage: Eukaryota; Metazoa; Chordata; Lepidosauria; Squamata; Sphaerodactylidae.
CAGCGGCAGCAGCCCCGCCAGCGCCGCCGCCCCCCGCUCCGCCAUCCGCCCCCGCACGACUUCCGGCGCGCCGACCGGAAGCGGAACCCCCGGAAGCGCCCUCCCCACGGCCAAGAUGGCGGCGCCCAGCGGGAGGCGGCCGCUGAGAGUGCUGUCGUGCGGGGACGUGGAGGGCCGCCUGGGCGCCUUGUUCGGCCGCGUGGAGGCGGUGCAGAAGCGGAGCGGCGCCUUCGACCUGCUCUUGUGUGUCGGGAAUUUCUUUGGCUCUGCUGAAGACCCAGAAUGGGAGGACUACCGCACAGGAGCAAAAAAAGCUCCUAUUCCAACAUAUAUCUUGGGUGCCAACAAUGAAGAAACCGUUGGUUACUUUCCCGAUGCCAGCGGAUGUGAACUUGCUGAGAACAUCACUUAUCUGGGGCGCAAAGGUGUUUUCAGUGGAGCCUCUGGACUUCAGAUUGUGUACCUCAGUGGUGCUGAGUCCCUGGGGGAGCCGGCCCCAGCACACUGCUUUAGCUCCAAGGAUGUGACUGACCUCAAAACAUCAUUGCUGUCUACACCAAAGUUCAAAGGCAUCGACAUCUUGCUGACUUCAUGUUGGCCCAGAGGCGUAGAGAAAUUUGGACAGAGCAGUCAUGGUGACGUGGACACUAAGAAAUUUGGUUCAGGGCUAGUAGCUGUACUGGCUGGCAGUCUAAAGCCAAGAUACCAUUUCAGUGCUCUACAGAAGAUCUACUAUGAAAGACUUCCUUACAGGAACCACACUGUUCUACAGGAGUCUGCACAGCACGUGAGCAGAUUCAUAGCCCUGGCAAAUGUUGGCAAUGAAGACAAGAGAAAGUACCUCUACGCGUUCAGCAUCCUUCCCAUGAGCUCCAUGGAGCCUGCAGAGUUAGUCAGGCAGCCCCAGGAUGUCACGGAGAACCCGUUCCGGAGGUCUGGAGGAUGGGAUCGUGGCCCUCAGCACCUGUCGGAAGCAGAGGGAGAGCCCGUCCGCCAGUAUUUCUUCGAUCUGAGCAGCAAGCCCAAGGGAAAGAAGCGGCCUCCUGAGGGCCCAGCCAGGCAGCACCCCCAGGCCAAGCGCCCCCCUCGCAAGCCCCCCCUGCCGCCCGCCGCGUGCUGGUUUUGUCUGGCGAGCCCAGAGGUGGAGAAGCAUUUGGUGGUGAGCAUUGGGACACAUUGCUACCUGGCCCUCGCCAAGGGGGGGCUCUCUGCGGACCAUGUGCUGGUUUUGCCCAUUGGGCACUGUCAGUCCAUGGUUGAACUUGCUUCAGAGGUCGUGGAGGAAGUGGAGCAAUACAGAUCCUCACUGAAAAGGUUUUUCAGAAGCCAGGGGAAGAGAUACGUGGCAUUUGAGAGGAACUACCGGAGCCAGCAUCUCCAGCUGCAGGUGGUCCCCGUGCCCCAAGACUGCUGCACAAUGGAAGAGGUCAAGGAGGCCUUCGUCGCCCAGGCAGAGGAGCAGCAGAUUGAAUUGCUGGAAAUCCCAGAACAUUCAGCACUCAAGCAAAUAGUGCAGCCCGGAACGCCUUAUUUUUAUGUCGAGCUGGAUACUGGGGAGAAGCUCCUCCACCGCAUUGGGAAACAUUUUCCCUUGCAGUUUGGCAGGGAAGUGCUUGCCAGCGAGGCCAUCCUCGGCAUGCCUGGCCGGGCGGACUGGAGGAGCUGCCAGGUGGGGAAGGAGGAAGAAGCAGCCGCCGCCCAAGCGUUCCGCCAGGCCUUCGCGCCCUUUGACAUCGCCCAGGAGGACUGAGGGCCUGACCACGAGCCACGGAGCAGCCGUGUCCCUGCGGGAUCCACCCCUGCAGUGCAGACCCCCCCCCCAACGCUUUCCAGCCGUGAGCGCUUCUGAGCUGGCUCCAGGGCUGCCUCCUCCUCCCCCAGGCAGACGCAGCA